AUAGAGAUUGAAGUCGACAGCAAGCCAAGAUUUAAGAUUCUUUCCUGAAAGCAAAUUUUAGUUGUAAUUGCAAUUUCAAUGGCAUGUUUAUCUGCUCCACUGCUGUUCUGUGUAACAAGAAGUAAGCCUCAGCUUAUCGUGCCAUACACCUCCACACCUCAUCAACAUAAACCGCUUUCCGAUAUCGACGAUCAACGCACCAUUCGAGUUCAUAUUCCAGUUUUGAUGUUUUACAGGAACAGUGUUGAUAGGAGAGGGGAAGAUCCAGCAAUGGCUAUCAAAGAAGGGUUAGCUAAAGCACUUGUUUUCUACUAUCCCUUGGCGGGUAGGAUUUUUGAAGGGGAGAAUGGAAAACUGAUUGUGAAUUGCAAUGGGAAAGGGGUUUUGUUUGUUGAAGCAAAAGCGAAUGUUAAGCUUGAGCAGUUAGGUGAUAAAUCCAUUCAGCCACCAUGUCCAUACUUGAAGCAACUCCUCAACACUGUGCCUGGAUCUAAAGGGAUCAUUGAUUGUCCUCUUCUACUUAUUCAAGUAACCCGUUUUACUUGUGGUGGCUUUGCAUUGGGAAUACGGUUCAACCACACUAUGAUGGAUGCCCAAGGGUUCAUUCAGUUUGUAAAUGCGGUGAGUGAACUGGUACAGGGUGCUUCUGUUCCUUCAAUAAUUCCAAGCUGGGAGAGAGGCCUCUUAACUGCAAGGCCAACCCCAACCAUCACCUACGAACACAACGAGUUCAAGGAUUUCGAGUUAUCCAAGACUACAAAGUGGUGGGACUUCGAAAAAUUAUUGAUGCGUACCACCAAAUUCAUCAACACACAAAAGCUGGCGAGUGACCCCUUAGUGUUUUUUAGCAAAAAUAUAAGCCACUCCCUCUUCAUUAAACGUUCUUUCACUUUUGACUCAAGAGAGCUGCAAGCUAUCAAGGACCAAUGCCCUUCAAGUACAACAUUCGAGGCACUUUCUGCUUGCUUAUGGAAAUGUCGUACCAUUGCUCUCCGACCAGACCCUAAUUCAAUGAUGCUAUUGACCAUUAUUGUCAAUAUACGAGAAAGAUUGCUAGACCUGAAACUGCCCCUUGGAUACUAUGGUAAUGCAAUUGUAUCCGUGACAGCGAUAACCACAGCCAAGUUGUUGUGUUCAAAUCCGAUAUCAUAUGCAGCCAAGUUGAUUAGGGAGGCUAAAAAUACUGUUAAGGAUGAUUAUAUUAAAUCGAUUAUAGAUUUUAUGGUGACUAGGGAGAGACCAAGGUGGACUGUACCAAGGAACUUCUUCAUAACAGACAAUUCACGAUUUGGAUAUGACGAGGUGGAUUUUGGAUGGGGUAAGCCUGUAUUUGGUGGCGUUUAUGGCGUUGUUUAUGGAGUUGGGUGCUUGGUACCUCAUACAAGGAGAGAAGACAGAGAGGGUAAACUCGUGGCAUUAGCUUUGCCUCCAAUAAUUAUGGGGAAAUUUGAAAACGAGCUUAGGAAGAUGACUAAAGCACAAACGUGAGUUUUCCACUUUUUCUAUCCAUAUAUAAUGAGAAGGAGUGAACUUUAUGCCUCAUAUUUCCAUUCAAUUGUUUGGAUCUUCAGCUUUGAUGUUGUAGUUUUAAUAUGUUGUACACAUAUGUCCUUAUUAUGAAUAAACUACUGUAUGUCCAAGGCGAUGGCGGGUGUUGGACUAACUAGUUCUGAUA
Molecule: messenger RNA, 1675 nt
Organism: Ipomoea triloba (trilobed morning glory)
Lineage: Eukaryota; Viridiplantae; Streptophyta; Magnoliopsida; Solanales; Convolvulaceae
Product: methanol O-anthraniloyltransferase-like
Exons: 2
Coding region: 79-1488 (469 amino acids)
Molecular function (GO): acyltransferase activity, transferring groups other than amino-acyl groups
Source: RefSeq, a predicted model, not a curated record